Lichtheimia ornata is the source of this 3594-nucleotide messenger RNA. RefSeq lists its product as uncharacterized. The transcript has 16 exons. The record is from RefSeq and is a predicted model, not a curated record. The coding region runs from base 1 to 3594 and encodes 1197 amino acids. Lineage: Eukaryota; Fungi; Mucoromycota; Mucoromycetes; Mucorales; Lichtheimiaceae.
AUGGAUCUACUCAAGGAGUUCAAGGCGAGAUCAGUCCCAAGCGCCUGCAAACUUUUGAAUGACUAUAGCAACAACCUCUUCUUGUCGCCUGGAUCCCUCUCGAUCGACCAUGCGAAGACGUUGCAUUCGGCACUACCCGCGAUCCUGACGCAGAUCUUUGGUGCACCGGCAACAAGAGGAUGGGUGCAAACCGAGAUACCAACGGAGCAUGAUGCAUCCAUUGUACAGGUGUUGAAACCAGAUGGCCCCUUUGUCCAAGGUCUGGUUUAUUUAAGCAAGUUCCCAGAAUAUUCAUACGAUGUGGCAACCGAGAGCCUACCGGAUGAUGUGCGCAAAGCAUUAGCUGCCGGUGCCAUUCAAUAUCUACCCCGUCUUUACACCAAUUGCACUCAUAUGGAAAAACGUACAUCUACCAGCGCCACGAAUGAUAUACGAACAGCUGCAACACGACAAUCCACCAUCUUUCCACGAUCAUCUUCAGGCGAAUAUCAGAUCCGAUUCUCCACUAUCCAAUUUUAUCUCUUUUACAUCACCAGCGUUGCCACAUGGGUGCCAUUAAUGCCAUCUCCUCCACGACCUACUCCAGCGACUCAACCUCAUUCCCUCGUCAAUCGUAUUCAUCCACAGCACCCAACAACAACAACCCAACAAGAACCAAUUCGUGUACGAAGCAUCGUCAAUGGUGCCUACAGUGAUAUCAUCAAUACAUAUUUACGCCAUUUUAUACCUUGCGUUACACGUGGAUCAGGACAACAAGAUUUUUUGCCCAGUAUUGGAACAUUCUUCCUCGAUGCAUGUAUUGAAUUAUGGCUGAGAACACCAUGGAUCUCGAAUGGACAAAAGCUAUCUUCAGAGUAUAUGCAUUGUAUACGCCUUUUCAUGACGUUUCUUGUCAGCGGUGAUCUUAGACGACGACAACACGAGCCAUUGUUCAAAUCAGUAUACGAUGUUGCAAAGAAUGAAAUCUAUAUGCUUAUUUCUCGAUUGGCACUCAAUUGGUCCAAGACGGAUGGAUAUCUUCAAGUGAUAUCAUUGUGGUCAUUAUGGGCAGCCCCUUGGCGACUUGGAGCUACGCCGCGUAGUUUUGAGAAUGAAACGUUUCGACCUAUAGCUGAAGGAUGGCGUCAAGUGAUCUUGGAUAAUCUCUUGUUUUACAUACCUUUGGUGGAAAUCUUUUUACAACGCACGUCGACAUUCACAUAUCCCGAAGCAGCACCAGCACCAGCACCAGCCAUGUCCAUCAACCCUAUGCCAUUCAAUCAUCCACAUGCUACUACAACAACUCCAACCCAAGCACAACAACAACAACAGCAACAACAAGAUGAUACCAAGAUUGGUGGUCAAUUGAGGAUCAUUUAUCGCCUGAUCAAUGUAUUGAAAGCAGAAGAUUUGACACAAUUUUUGGCACUCUCUGAACAAGCUCUUGUGAAUAUCCACACUCAACAAACCAAUGCCAGUGCAAUGAAAUCGGAGAACAACAAUGAUGCUGGGGAUACAUUGGCCAAUAAAUACUUUGGUGAUCAACGAGAUGCCAUGUGGGAGUGCUUGAAAAAGACGCGUGACGAUCUCGUUCAGCUUGGUGGGGGUACAUGGGCACCACCCCACUUGUAUAUAAAAGAAGCAAGGUCACGAGCAGAGCCAUUGACGAAGACAUUGGGUGCUAUUCAGGAUGCCAUUCAAUCACGACAAGAAGGACAAUUACCAUGGGCUGCUGCUGCCGCUGCUGUUGCUCAUGUUCGCCAAACACCUGCACAACAAAAAUCCAAGCAACAGGCAGCCGAGUUACAAAAGGCGGCGAAUGCAUUUGCAAAUUGCUUUUCGCUCUCCCAAUCACAAGGGAAAACUCGAGCAGCAGCACCUGGUCAAGAAGGAACUCGAUCCAUAUUUCCAACAUUACAAAGACCCACCAAGCCUUCAAUAUCAGUGCGCAAGGAUCCUGUUCAAGUAGCAGGUCUCAAAUCGAAUAAUGGCUUCCUAUCAGAGCAAGAACGAGAAAUGAUAUUACAAGGGAAGAUGCACUGUGCACAUAGAAAUAUACCAGCAUUGGGUCCACGUGCAGAUGAAGUGGUGCGAUCGUAUGAAUUAAGUGUGAUGGUACGCUGGAUCGUACCAGCCGAUAGGUGGUUGAACAAGCAUUACUCCCGAUGGAAACCAACCAGGCUGUCAAUGCUUCCGGAUAAACUUACAUUAAGACCUCUGGCGGCGUCCAUUAAUGUAGCAUAUUUAUCGUCUGACAACCUUUAUCCUUUCACUCAUCCCUUUUCCAUGGCAGACACAACUCAAUUGGACAAUCAAGAAACAACGGAUGUUCGUGACUCAUCGAAUGUGCGUACGUGGAAGGAGCUCCACCAAGGCGAACAAAAGUUGACAGAAUCACUUCGAAAGCAGCUUGACAGAGCACGCAAAGACAAGGCUGAUAUGGAAGCCGACCUGGAGUCGCGUGCAAAAGCGUUCCAAGCAGCCCUUGAACAACUACAAUCUGGCUCGCCUAACAAGAUCACUCGAUUGGAUGCAUUGUUGGAGAUACAAGAUAUGGAUGAGCUCAAGGCCCAAGUCAAGAAGCUGCACGAGACAUGCCUUCAGCAAGAAGCUCGGAUCAAGAAGCUCGAAUUUGAUUUGGAGAUGGAACAAGGCCAUGUCAACAUCCUUCGCCAUGAUAAUCAAAUGUUACGCCAAAUGACAGUGGAUAUGACUGCUCUUGCUGAACAAGAAGAAGAAUACAUCUCAAACAAGCUCUUGAAACGCAUCUCUGGUCUCAAAAAGGAGAAAGGCGAGUUAUUAAUGCAGGUGGAACAAGAAGAAGAAUACUUGACAAAUACAUUGCAGAAGCGUCUCAAUCAGCUUCAAAAGGAAAAGAUUGAUCUCGAGAAUGCCCUUGAACAAGAACAAGAAUACAUUGUCAACAAGCUUCAAAAGCAACUUGAUUCUCUUCGAGCACAACAACCUAUCAAGUCACCUUCAUUGCGUAGCAUACAAGAUGCUCCUGUCAGCCCAGCAGCCACAGCUUCUCCUUCAUUGAGUGCAAAGAAAUGGCACCCGACUGGAUCACCAUCAGAUGUAGCACCAGCUGGUUUGAUCGAAGUGCUACGGGCCGAGAAUGCGGCAUUGAAAAGCAAAACGGCGGAAAUGGAGAAAGAAUAUAUGAACAAGGUACAACAAUGCAACAAGCAUAAGAGUGAACUUGUUCAGCUUCGCAAACAACAAGACUUGGCUGUUGAUGAUCUUGUUAUGGAUGAAGGUAUACCAGCUGUAUUCCGCUCUGUGCCUCCAUCGCCCAGUAGGCAAGUCCGAGGUCGAAGAUCAGCAUCGAUAUCGUCGCAACGAUCAGUGGAUAAAAGCAACAUGAAUUUGAACGCCAUCCCACCUUUGCAACUUGAUAAUAGCUCAUCAACAUCUACCGCCACUUCAACGAAUCAUCACGAUCAUAGCACUGUUGGUCCUCAAGCUAUUCCCGAUAGUCAUUCGGUAUCUCGAUCACGCUCAGAAUCCACCAGCUCGACAUCGGGUAGCCUUCCGAAGACAGCAGCCAAGCGUAUAUCCGGUGGUCUCUUUGGCCUUAGUUCUCCUCCUCCGCAGCACCCUCCUCACCCUUGA